CCCAACUAUCUAGAGAAGCAUCCUAGGAGUGUAUUAUGUGGUAUCAGAGCAACUCUGGCUAGGGAAGUUCUUGUUUACUCAAUUUUUCGUGUGGAUCUGUUCAUCUACUUCAUAACUUUUGCUAGAUCUGUUUAUGUUUGAUUCAAAUCUGAUCAAUCUCAGCGAUUUUAUAAAGGUUUCUAAGAAAAAGACCAUUCAUAUUCUUGUGGAUUACGUUUUCGAAAUCUCUAGAUCCAUAAGUUGUUUGAGUUAUUUGAGUCGAUCUGAUCUUAUACUAUUGAAUCUGUGAUUGUUGAAUCAUAUCUUCACCUGUUGAACCUGAUCUAUCUGUUAAGUGUGGAAAGAGAUUGAAAUUGAACCUGAUCCGUGUUGUUUAAGUUUCCUUUUCGUGUUUGUUUCCUUUUGCGAUUCUAUCUUAAUUUUUCUGUGAACUUCUUACUGGUUGAAUCUUUUUGGUUGUCUCAGGUACUAUGUCCAUUAACGCGGAGGAAGAUGAAGGAGUUAGCCUCGAGCAUAAAGCUUUGCUUGAAGCUUUGACUCGCCGUAUGAGUACGAUGAUGGAAACAAGAUUGGGUACUUUCCGCGAAGAGCUUGAUGCGCAAUCUUCAGAACCUAGACGUGAACCAAGGCAGAAUCGACGCACACAGGCUAGACGUGAGCAUGAGGGUUCAGAGGAGACUGAUAACUACUAUGAAAGAAAUCGACACAGCUCAGAUUCUAGACACAGCAGCCGUAGUGACCGUACACACAGGCGUGAUCACUGGCAACGCAAUGAACUCGCGGGAGUAAAGCUGAAAAUCCCUCCUUUCCAUGGCAAAGCUGAUCCAGAUGCCUAUCUUGAGUGGGAGAAAAAGAUUGAGCUGGUUUUUAACUGUCAACACUACACGGAGCUUAAGAAAAUUCAAGUGGCUGCUACCGAGUUCUACGAUUACGCUUUGAGCUGGUGGGAUCAAUUGGUUACAAACAAGCGGCGCAAUGGAGAGUUUCCUAUUGAGACAUGGGCAGAGAUGAAAGCAGCAAUGCGCAGGAGGUUUGUGCCAAGCCAUUACCAUCGUGAUCUUCAUCAGAGAUUGAGAAGGCUCACACAAGGAUCGCGAUCUGUAAAAGAGUAUUUCCAAGAGAUGGAAUUGUUAAUGUUGAGAGCUUGUAUAUCAGAGGAUAGAGAGGCUACUAUGGCACGGUUUCUUGGAGGACUUAACCGUGAGAUACAAGACAAUGUGGAGAUGCAGCACUAUGUUGAGUUGGAAGAGAUGUUGCACAAAGCAAUUCUGGUGGAGCAACAGAUUAAGAGGAAGCAUCAUUCACGUGGAAGCUACGGUACCAGCAAGUAUCAGCAAUUUAAAGACGAGAAACCAGCAUAUCAGAAGGAGAACAAGCCUCAGCAGAAAGAAGAAACAAAGCUAGGCAGCAUUUUUGCCAAAGACAAAGACAAAGGGAAAGCUGAAGCUACUUCUUCUCGGACCAGAGAUGUUAAGUGUUUCAAAUGUCAAGGGCGUGGUCAUUACGCAAACGAGUGCACCAACAAACGAGUUAUGAUCCUCUUGGAGAAUGGAGAAUUUGAAUCUGAGGAUGAGAAGCUUGAUACUGAUCAGAAGCAUUCCGAGGAAGAAUAUGAAGAAGAACCAGUGCGAGGGAGAUUGUUGGUUGCAAGGAGAACUCUCAGCUUGCAAAAUAAAACCGAGGAGCUUGAGCAGAGAGAAAACUUGUUCUACUCACGCUGCAUGGUUCAAGGAAAGAUAUGCAGUCUGAUCAUUGAUGGUGGAAGCUGUGUUAAUGUUGCUAGCGAGACAAUGGUGAAGAAGCUUGGUUUGAAAACUCAAAAACACCCUAAACCUUACCGGCUGCAGUGGCUUAACGAAGAAGGUGAGAUGAGGGUCUCCACACAAGUCUCUAUACCUUUGUCCAUUGGGAGAUAUGAAGAUGAGAUACUCUGUGAUGUGAUACCAAUGGAAGCAAGUCAUAUCUUACUUGGAAGGCCGUGGCAGUUUGAUAGGAGAGUUACACAUGAUGGCUUUACUAAUAAGCACUCUUUUGAGUUCAAUGGCAAGAAGACUAUUUUGGUGCCUCUCACUCCUAAGGAAGUGCAUCAAGAUCAGUUGCAGCUUCAGAAGAAGAAAGAAAUAGAUCUCAAACCCGAGCAACCCAAGCAGCACAACUUCUAUGCCAAGAUUGGUGACAUCAAAAGAUCUCUUUACUCUAAUCAGCCUAUUCUUUUGCUUGUGUUUAAAGAAACUCUCUUGAAUCUAACUGAUUUUACACCGGAGUAUCCGAGUGAGGUGUCAGCUCUUUUACAGGACUUUGAAGAUGUAUUUCCUGAAGAUAAUCCAAUUGGUUUGCCUCCUAUACGUGGGAUUGAGCACCAGAUUGAUUUUGUACCAGGAUCUACUCUUCCUAACAGGCCAGCAUACAGAACUAACCCAGUUGAGACUAAGGAGCUUCAGAGGCAGGUUGAGGAACUGAUGGAGAAAGGCCAUAUCCGUGAGAGCAUGAGUCCCUGUGCCGUACCAGUGCUUCUUGUGCCCAAGAAAGAUGGGAGCUGGCGCAUGUGUGUUGAUUGUAGAGCAAUCAACAACAUAACAGUGAAGUAUCGCCACCCUAUUCCUAGAUUAGAUGAUAUGCUUGAUGAAUUGCAUGGCUCUAGCAUUUUUUCUAAGAUAGAUUUGAAGAGUGGGUAUCAUCAAAAUAGAAUGAAAGAAGGAGAUGAGUGGAAAACAGCUUUUAAAACUAAGCAUGGUUUGUAUGAGUGGUUAGUGAUGCCUUUUGGCUUAACUAAUGCUCCUAGUACUUUUAUGAGAUUGAUGAAUCAUGUGCUUAGAUCUUUUAUAGGAUUGUUUAUGGUAGGUUACUUUGAUGAUAUCCUUGUCUACUCUAAGAGUUUAGAAGAGCAUAUAAAACAUCUUAGGACUGUUCUUGAUGUCUUGAGGAAAGAAAAGCUAUUUGCUAAUCUUAAGAAAUGCACUUUCUGUACGGAUAACUUGGUCUUUUUAGGCUUUGUUGUGAGUGCAGAUGGAGUAAAGGUAGAUCAAGAGAAGGUGAAAGCAAUACAAGAGUGGCCGAUUCCUAAAACCAUCAGUGAAGUGCGAAGCUUCCAUGGAUUAGCUGGCUUCUACUGACGGUUUGUGAAAGACUUUAGCACCAUAGCAGCUCCAUUGACUGAGGUGAUCAAGAAAGAAGUUGGAUUCAAAUGGGGAGAAGCACAAGAACUUGCCUUUCAAUGCCUAAAAGAGAAGCUUACUAAUGCCCCUCUUCUUAUACUUCCUGAUUUCAAUAAAACUUUUGAAAUUGAAUGUGAUGCUUCAGGAAUUGGAAUUGGUGCUGUUCUUAUGCAGGAAAAGAGACCCAUAGCAUAUUUCAGUGAGAAACUUGGAGGAGCAACUCUCAACUAUGCUACUUAUGACAAGGAACUCUAUGCUUUGGUGAGGGCUUUGCAGACAUGGCAGCAUUACCUAUGGCCCAAGGAGUUUGUCAUUCACACUGAUCAUGAGUCUCUCAAGUAUCUUAAAGGCCAGAACAAACUCAGCAAGAGGCACGCCAGAUGGGUAGAAUUCAUUGAAACCUUCCCUUAUGUGAUCAAGUACAAACAAGGUAAGGAAAAUAUAGUUGCGGAUGCACUAUCCAGAAGGUAUGUUCUCUUGAAUACUCUUGAUGCUAAGUUGCUAGGAUUUGAACAGCUUAAAGAAAUGUAUGCAACUGAUUCUGACUUUCAAGAGGCUUAUAAAUCGUGUGAAAAAUAUGCUGCUGGACAUUACUUUAGGCAAGAGGGAUUCUUAUUCUAUGAUAAUAGAUUGUGUGUGCCUAACUGUUCUUUGAGAGAUCUAUUUGUCAGGGAAUCCCAUGGAGGAAGCUUAAUGGGACAUUUUGGUAUUGCCAAGACUCUUAAAGUUUUGCAGGAUCACUUCUUUUGGCCACACAUGAAACGAGAUGUUGAGAGAAUCUGUGGGAGGUGUGCAACUUGCAAAGCAGCUAAGUCAAAGAUUCAACCUCACGGUUUGUAUACUCCUUUACCUAUUCCUACUCACCCUUGGAAUGAUAUAUCUAUGGAUUUUGUUGUGGGUUUGUGGAGGUCUAAGACAGGUAAGGACUCCAUAUUUGUAGUUGUUGAUAGGUUUUCUAAAAUGGCACAUUUCAUUGCUUGCCAUAAAACUGAUGAUGCAAUACAUGUUGCUAACCUGUUCUUUAAAGAGAUUGUGCGCAUUCAUGGCAUGCCUAGAACCAUAGUUUCUGAUAGAGAUACCAAAUUUCUUAGUUAGUUUUGGAAGACUCUAUGGUCUAAGUUAGGCACUAAGCUCUUGUUCUCUACUACAUGUCAUCCACAAACUGAUGGUCAAACUGAGGUAGUUAAUAGAACUCUUGGAACUCUCUUGCGUGCAUUCAUUAAAAAGAACUUGAAAUCAUGGGAAGAAUACUUGCCACACUGUGAAUUUGCUUAUAAUCAUGCUCAGCAUUCUGCAUCUAAGUAUUCUCCUUUUGAAAUUGUUUAUGGGUUCAAUCCCAUCUCUCCUUUGGAUCUAAUGCCUUUACCUGAGUGUGCAAGGGUCAGUAUGGAUGGGAAAAAGAAGGCAGAGUUGGUGCAACAGAUCCACGAGAAAGCUAGAAAGAACAUUGUUGAGAAGACAAAGCAGUAUGCUAAGAGAGCAAACAAGGGCAAGCGAGAAAUGAUCUUUGAUGUAGGUGAUAGAGUGUGGGUGCAUUUGCGCAAGGAGAGGUUCCCAAAUGAAAGAAAAUCUAAGCUGAUGCCGCGGAUAGACGGUCCUUUUGAGAUCACCCAAAGGAUCAAUAACAAUGCCUACAAGCUUGAUCUUCAAGGUAAGUAUGAUAUAAGCAACAGUUUCAAUGUUACUGACUUGAUUCCUUUUGUUGCAGAUGAGCUUGAUUUGAGGACAAAUCCUUUUCAAGAGGGAGGGGAUGAUGUGAUCAUGGACCAGUCAGAUAAAGAAGACAAUGAGAUGAUAGAUGAUCCAGCUGAUGAAGAUGUCCUAGCUAUACCAGAAGGUCCUAUCACUCGUUCCAAGAGUAAACAAAUCAAGCAAGCCAUUGGAGGAUUACUCAUGAUAGCCUGGAAGCAAGAAGAAGGUCUUGAAGGAAGCUGGAUCAAUCAAGACACACUCACCACUAUCCAAGCCAUUUCUUUUUCUACAUGAUCAUCAAAUGAGCAAGUAGCAUAUGUGUGCUCUUUUUCCCUGUCUUUGGUUUUGUCCCACUGGGUUUUCCAAAGAUAGGUUUUUAAUGAGGCCAUAUGUUACUUUCACAUCUCUCAUUUGAUGAUCCCGGUUUAGCUUAUAAUGCCUUAUAAAACUUAUGUCUUUUAAAACCUUAUGUCUUUCAUUUUUAUUUAAACCAAAGGGAGCCUGUUCUCUUUAGGUUUCCGUGAGCUUGUGUGUGUACAAGCCUCACUAUAUAAACCACAUCCGAAAACCCUAGCAUCUAUCAAGUUAUCUUUUCAUC
This is a messenger RNA of Brassica napus (rape), 5445 nucleotides long. RefSeq lists its product as uncharacterized. The transcript has a single exon. The record is from RefSeq and is a predicted model, not a curated record. Lineage: Eukaryota; Viridiplantae; Streptophyta; Magnoliopsida; Brassicales; Brassicaceae. Bases 471 to 3113 code for a protein of 880 amino acids. Gene Ontology annotation, molecular function: zinc ion binding; nucleic acid binding.